AUGGCGACUCUGGCGGAGAAGCUCGAGAAGAUCAAAUCUCCUAAGCUGCAGAACCAGCACCAUGUGAGUUGCGCCCGUCCGAUCAAAAUCAAUUGCCAGGCACGAUCGCUAACUAUUUCCAUGCAGACCGCUGUGGUGCUCUCUGCAGUGGAGGACACUCUUCGUGACCAAAAGGCCGACUUUUCCGCGACCGCAUAUUUCGCUGCGCUGCUUGCACUGCUGUCGCAGUCGCUGACCGCCGAGCAAGGAAUUGUGAACAAGGAUCUCGCGACAUCCGUUGUCUACCUGCUCGAUAUCACCACUUCCUAUGUCCCCGAACCCAUCCUCCGUUCGAAGUUUUCCCAGAUCCUCACAAGUCUCGCUCCUGCGCUCUCUCUUCCCGAAGUCGAAGCUCCCCUCCUGCGCCCGUCAAUUGGUUGUCUCGAGUCACUGCUCAUUGCCCAAGAUGCCGCCGCAUGGAACCUGCCUCACACUGCAGUUGGUCCGCGCCGCGCGACUGCCGGUCUGCUGAGCCUGUCGGUGGACCACCGUCCGAAGGUGCGGAAGCGUGCCCAGGAGGCGUUGAUCAAGGUUCUCAAAGCACCCCCUCCGAGCCCCUCUCUGGACCACCCCGGCGCGGAUAUGUGCGCCGAGUCUGCGAUGAAGACACUGAGCGACAGCAUCACGGCUGCUUCCAGGCAGAAAAAGGGCCGUCGUGACGCCAAUCACCAAGAUAACCAUGAGCCUUUGAUUAUCCACUCACUGCAACUGGUGAAGACAAUUGCUUCCGCCUCGGGCGGCUGGCCUAGCAAGAAGAUCGAGUCGCUCUGUGAACUCCUGAUGAAUGCAUCGCGCUCCAGCAAUGAGUAUAUUACUAUGGGCGCUUUUGAGGUGUUCGAGGUUAUCUUCGAGGGUAUGGCGGACGAGUUCUCAUCCUCCAAGCUGCCCCGUCUUUUGGAUGCUAUCUCCGAGCUGAAACCUGCACAGAAUGACUCGCAGCUUCUUCCUCCUUGGAUCGCGGUUCUGUCUCGCGGUUACGAUGUGUCUGCGCAAAUAAACCCCGAGGACACCUUCGAGAAACUGCCAGACCUUUUCCAGCUUAUCUCUGGAUUCUUGGCUUCGCCCUCGCACAACAUCCGCAUCUCGGCCUCCGAGUGCUUGAUCUCCUUCCUGCACAACUGCAUUCCCAGCAGCGUUAUCAUUGAGCCGUCUGUUUACGAUGAGAAGACUCUUGAGAAGCUCGCUCGCGCGACUUCCGAUUUGCUCUCCGUCAAGUACCAGGCUGCCUGGGUGGAGGUGUUCAAUGUCUGCUCUGCCAUGUUCGAUUGCUACAAGUGGCAAUCUAGCCCAUUCCUCGUUGACAUUGUCUCGACCAUUGGUGAACUGCGCAGCAACGAGUCUUUUCAUGGCAAGAAGGAAGCCGACAGCGUCCUUGGAAGCGCCAUUGAGGCGAUGGGCCCCGAGGCUGUCCUUGAGAUCUUGCCAUUGAACAUUACUGAGCAGAAGAAGGGCCAAACUGGUCGUGUUUGGAUGCUCCCCAUUCUUCGGGAUAGUGUCACGAACACGAACCUGCGCCACUUCCGCUCCGAGAUGGUGCCCCUGAGCGAGGCCCUCUACCAGAAGAUCGUUGAUUUUGGUGCCGCCGAAAAGUCUGUCGAGGUCAAGAUCUUCGAAACCCUGGUCCAGCAAACCUGGGGUAUUCUCCCGGGCUACUGCGAGCUGCCACUUGACCUGGUUGAGUCCUUUGACCAAGGCUUCGCUGAAUUGCUGUCCAACGUUCUCUACAAACAGACCGAAUUGCGCGUUGAUAUUUGCCGCGCUCUGCAGAACCUGGUCGAGUCUAACCAGGCCAUUCUGUCUGUUGAAGCCGAACAGGACGACUUGAUCCUGCAGCGCCGUAUCACAAAGGCGACCGCUGCUCAAAAUAUUGCGCAUCUCUCCGGAUUUGCCAGCAACCUUUUGGCGGUUCUAUUCAACGUUUACAGCCAGACCCUCCCCCACCACCGCGGGUAUAUCCUACAGUGCAUCAAUGCCUAUCUGAGCAUCACUCCCGAGCAGGAACUCAACGAGACUUUCACUCGGGUUAUCACGAUGCUCGAGUCAUCUCUGGCCGAGGAGCAGAAGGAUGCCCCCGCUCCUCAGGGCUCAUCUGCUAAGAUGCCGCCCACUUCUCACACCCUGAUUGACCUGGUCAUUGCCAUGUCUAUCUACUUGCCCCGUUCCAGCUUCGCCGGGUUAUUCGCCAUGGCUGCGGCUGUCCUCAACGGCCCAUCCCCCAACCCGGAUCAGCAGCUCAUUAAGAAGGCCUAUAAGCUCAUUCCUCGCCUGGCUUCAACUGAGACUGGUAGCGAGGCGCUCAAAGAACGUAGCGGCGAGCUCCAGGCACUCUUCAUUGCCACUACCGACAAGACCCCCGCGUCUGGCCGACGAGACCGCAUGCUCGCCAUUCACGAGAUCAUCACACACCUUCCUUCUUCUGAACUGCAUUUCAUUCCGGCUAUUCUCUCAGAGGUUGUGCUUGGCUGCAAGGAAAGUAACGAGAAGGCCCGCACCGCCGCAUUCGACCUGCUCAUUCACCUUGCCAACCGCACUAUUGACACCGAGCGCAACCCCCCUGGUACCAUGAUUCGCAACUCGCUGGUGCCUCACAUGCCCGACGACUCCCCCGAUGCCCCGGCCACCAUUGAAGAAUUCUUCACCAUGGUGUCUGCCGGUCUGGCUGGCUCCUCUCCUCACAUGGUCGCUGCCUCUGUUACUGCCCUUUCUCGCCUCUUUUUCGAAUACCAAAAUAAAUUGCAACCCGAGGUUCUUGGUGAUCUGGUCCAGACUGUCGAGCUUUUCCUUACAAGCAACAACCGUGAGAUUGUUCGCUCUGUUCUGGGAUUCGUCAAAGUUGCCGUCGUCAUUCUUCCCGAUGAGGCUUUGCGUCCUCGUCUUUCGGCACUUGUGCCCAACCUCAUGGCUUGGAACAAGGAGCACAAGGGUCGUCUCCGCAGUAAGGUUAAGGGUAUCAUUGACCGACUUGUGCGCCGCUUCGGUGCUCCGCUCAUGGAAAACCUUGUUGGUGAGGAUGACCGCAAGCUUGUCGUGAACAUUCGCAAGCAGCGUGAGCGUAGCAAGCGCAAGAAGAAGGAAGGCGCCGCCGAUGACGAAGACGAGGGCGAGGAGAAGGCGGCUGAUCAGCAAUCUGGCAAUGCCUUCGACAAGGCUGUCUAUGGCUCGGACUUCUCCGAUUCUGAUGAUGGCUCCGAUGACGAUGGUAGCGAGGUCGACAUCGACGAGGGUCUCGCGCGCAUCAAGGGUGCUGGUGGCAAGAAGAAGUCUGGCCAGAGCACUCAGUACAUUCGCGAGACGUCUCCCGAGGAUAAUCCGCUGGAUCUGCUGGCUCCUGAUGCCCUGGCCAACAUUUCCACCACUAAGCCCAGCGAUCGCUUCCUGAACACUGGCCCUGGCUCCAAGAAGAAGCGCAAUGCCAAGUUCGAUGCUGAUGGUCGCCUGAUCCUCGGCGACAACGAAGCUAGCGGCGAUGUCGAGAUGAGCGGUGCUGGUGAAGGAGCUGGUGGCGUGAACGCCUAUCUUGCUGCUGUCAGCGGUCCGGAUGCUGUCCGCCGUGGUCAGAAGGGCAAGGUCAAGAUGGGCCAGGCUAAGCGUGGCGGUGACGAUAUGGACCUGGACGAGGAUGAUGCUGCUGCUCUGAGCGACACCAUUCGUUCCAAGGGUCAGGGUCCUCCUGCUCGCCGAGGCCUGGGUGCCCCCAAGACACCCGGCGCCCCCAGUGGAGGUCGCAUUGAUAAGCGUCGGAGCCCCGGUAAGGGUGGCCGGGGUGGUCCUCGCGGAGGUGGCGGCCGUGGUGGCCGUGGCGGCCGGGGUGGAAACCCUGGACGUGGCAGACGCUAA
Penicillium argentinense is the source of this 3876-nucleotide messenger RNA. RefSeq names its product mRNA-binding protein RRP12. The transcript is spliced from 2 exons. Lineage: Eukaryota; Fungi; Ascomycota; Eurotiomycetes; Eurotiales; Aspergillaceae. The record is from RefSeq and is a predicted model, not a curated record. Bases 1 to 3876 code for a protein of 1291 amino acids.